Messenger RNA from Lactuca saligna, 1206 nucleotides. NCBI's taxonomy places the organism in Eukaryota, Viridiplantae, Streptophyta, Magnoliopsida, Asterales, Asteraceae. The record is from the annotation of a GenBank genome assembly.
AUGAUCUAUGGAGACGAUGAAGAUGAUUUAGCAGGUUUCACAUUCAUUCCAUUCACUAUUUGGACUGCCAGUGAUGAUGAAGCUUCAGUUACAAAGGGGAAACUAAAAGCCAUUCACGAAAAGCUUGGUUUUAUACUUCAUGCUUCUAAACCUUCUUCUUCUGAUGAGUACUCCAAAUCCUCCAUUAAGUCCAUUCUUGAAACCCUCACCAAGGAGCAUUCAUCUAAUCUAAAAAAGAUGAACAAGGCUAUGAAUGCCUCUACCUCAGUCUGCAACAAAACGACCGAAAAAUUCGAUAAACUAAAUUUUGAUGCUACUACGUUUAUGAACAACUUCGAGUCUUCUUUUGAGACCAAUACAGUAAGAGCUAAUGAAGCAAUUGCAAAUCUUGGCUCGUCUCUUAAGGCUGAAGAACAAAACUGCAAGAAGUCAGAACUGGAAUCACCACUGAUCACGAAGACUCUCACUGUUAAGCUUGAACAUGCUGAGAAAAAGAUCCAGGAUCUGAUCACUGAGAAGACUCGUGUUCGCUAUGCUACAUCGCUUGGAGGGUGUUCUGGAUCCUUCCUUUAUUCCGAAACAAGGGGGAGAUCAGCCGAAAAGGCUUCAACAACUUCAGCAAAGCCAACCACUUCUAUCAAGCCAAGUAUUAAAAGCGAAUAUGAGCCUAAAGGCAAAGACAAGCUUUUUUCUGAGGAGUCAAUAGUUGAUAACAACGAUGAAGAAAAGCUUGAUGAAAAAGAACUCAAAAGGAGAAAGGCUCGUGAGGCUGAACUAGAUGAGAAUCAAAGAAUUGUGAGAGAGGAUGAAGCCAAGGAGAAAUCCGAAAGAGAAGCAAGCAUUCAAGUUUUUUUCUUUUAUCAAGUUUCCAAUGUUCCCAUCUUUGAUAAUGGUGCUGAUCAACUUCUCUUCCAAUUUUAUCUUAAGCACAUGAGGUCGCAAUACGAAACUUGGAGUGCCAGUAGAAUCACGGCAGUGAAGGUCACUGGACCAAUCGAGGCUGACAGUUUUCCAAACGCCAAAUUCAAAGUUGUCAGAGAUAUAGUUGCAGUGUUACGAAAGAAGCCUACUGAUGUUCCUAAAGAAGCUCCUGAGGGGUUUGAAAAUUUGAAGCUUGGAAAGAUCUACAAGGAAAGUUGGUAUGUUGUCUUUCAAGCGAGGGAUAAGAAUGAUGCUGACUCGCAAAACAUGUUUCUUCCUCCCUGA